This is a messenger RNA of Dryobates pubescens (Downy woodpecker), 1014 nucleotides long. It is a transcript of the gene EBI3, whose product is annotated as Epstein-Barr virus induced 3. NCBI's taxonomy places the organism in Eukaryota, Metazoa, Chordata, Aves, Piciformes, Picidae. Gene Ontology annotation, cellular component: external side of plasma membrane; membrane; signaling receptor complex. Gene Ontology annotation, molecular function: cytokine receptor activity; cytokine binding. The transcript has 6 exons. The coding region runs from base 1 to 873 and encodes 290 amino acids. Gene Ontology annotation, biological process: cytokine-mediated signaling pathway. The record is from RefSeq and is a predicted model, not a curated record.
AUGGGGGGACUGAGGACAGAGCUGGGGUGGGACUGGUGCUGGAGGAACAGAGACAGGCUCUGCACCCUGCAGCACGGCGCCCUGGGCACCCAGGUGCUGCUGCAGUGCCCGGCGGCAGCAGGGGGGGCAGCUGAGUGGCGCCGGGGUGACGCUGUCCUGGGCACACAUCCUGCACCGGGGCUGGCCCUCCCCAAUGCCAGCCUGGCCCACGAGGGCCACUACAGCUGCCACCAGCCUGGCACCGGUGAGACCUGGGCCACCAUCUGCCUGCGGCUGGGCUACCCCCCUGCACUGCCUGACAUCGAGUGCUGGGCCAUCAGCUACCCGCAGGCUGUGAACUGCUCCUGGGUCCUGGCCCCCGAGCCGCUGCUGGACACCCAAUUCGUGGCCACGUACAGGCAUGGCACAGAGGUGGGUGAGUGCAUCCUCACGGGGCCACGGAGCUGCUCCUUUGGGGACGUGCAGAUGUUCUCCCUCACCCCCUACGUGGUGAAUGUGACGGCCACGAACCCCCUGGGCACUGCCUCCACACUCCUGCCCUUCCUCCUGGAGAACAUCAUAAAGCCAGACCCCCCUGAGGACCUGAGGGUCUCACCCAUCCCCGGGGAGACCAAGAAGCUGCUGCUGGAGUGGAGCCCACCAGGGUCCUGGCCCUUCCCAGAUUACUUCCCACUGAAGUACCACAUCCGCUGUGCCGGGGAGGAUGGCUCUGUCACCAUGCUGGAGGCAAACGAGCAGACAUCUUACACCCUGACGGGGCUGCGACCUGGGACCCUGCACCACAUCCAGGUGGCCUCCAAGGCCUUCACAGACUCCGGGGAGCUCAGCGCCUGGAGCCUGCCGACCUCGGGGACGCCCUGGAUGGAGCCCUGAUGGGCAGAGCAGCACCGGCGUCCCCUACCCCAUCCUGCUCCUCUCCCUUGUCCCACCCGGGACCCCCACAAUGCCCCAACCCCUGCCUGUCCCCAUGUCCCCCAGCAGCGUGCAGCCACCAGUGCUGGAGGGCAAUAAAGC